UCCAACACGUCAUUCGCGAUCUUUCGAUUUCGAUGAUUACAUCGGGAGUGUCAACACCUCGAGAAGGAAAGCAAAGUCAUGGACCAAUACUUUGCAGCAACAUCCACUUUGUUUGUCAGAGAUAGAUAGAUACCCAUUCAAGACCAUGACAAGAUUCUCGCUACUGUCGGUAUUCGUGUGGUGGUGUACCCUCGAACUUUCGGCUGCCUUUACGGUUUCUCGUCGAGAUGCGUUUGUGUCGGCAGCGUCGACCGCGGCGGCAUUUGUACUCCCAUCACAAGCCAUGGCCGCAGCGCCGCCCACACCACAAGAACUAGCACGAAUCAAGGAAGGAUACAAAGGAAUCGUCUAUCUGCUGGAUAAUUGGGAUGCCGAAACCACCACUUGUCGUGAAAAUGGCGGAGAAUGCAAACGAGAUGCCGAACCAGUACGUCGCUAUUUGGGAUUGAGAUCCACCACAGAUCCAUUGUUCCAAAUUGAAAAGGUAUUUGCAAAAGUCAAGUACAUGGACUUGGAUCCUGACAAGCUAGACAACUUCUUCGAGGCAUCAGAAGAGUGGAACUCGGCAAUGAACAUGUCAAAUAGCAUGGCAUUCAUCUCCCAGUUUGGGGAAUACAAUCCUGGUGGCGGCAAGGACGAAGUGCUGAAAUAUCUCAAUGAGGCUAAAAUACAAGUUGUGAUUGCCAAAAAGUCACUCGAAAUUAUCAUGGAUAGUUUGGAUAUUGCCGCCUCGUAAAAGCCUAUCAAUUCACAUGACGAGGGCAGCAAAAGGAAUAGAAUGGCAUGAUAUCAAACCUGUUCAGCAAAUAACGAACACAAUCAGCACCGCAAAAAAACGUAUUUGAGGAAGACAUACAUGUAGUGUCCUUUUAAAAUAAAGAGCACACUAAGCUAGCAAUUCAAUCAGUCUGCCCUGUGGGAACCGGUAACCGUAGUUGUUCAUGCGGACAGGCACGUCGUGGUGUCUGUUGCCGUGGCCCUUCUUAAAAGGAACUUUUGUGCUGUAGGAUAAAUCUUGUUGCCGUCUACCGGUAGCCAGUGCAAACACACGGAUUUGUGCUGAAGUAGCACAGAACAAGUUGAGUCACUGGGAGACGGACCUGUGGGCUCGCUCUGUGGAAGCGGUUGCACAAGAGAAAUGGGCCGUUUGUGUCAGCAUGCUUUUGGGUAUGCGUGUUCUCCACUGCAAGGAAACAUGCCUUCUGAAGUGGGUUGGCUUGGUAGGCAGGUCAGGAAACAAAUUGGUGUGCGUAGAACCAAUUUGAGGAAGGUUCCUCCUGGCUUUCAGGCGAAGCAAAGUAAUUGUGGGGAUGAACUCUCAUAGACAGACGAGACGACAGGUAGCAGCAGGACAAUGGUGUUGAAUGCCUUGCAAAUCACUAGACCAAUCAUCUCCAUCUUCUCAUUCAACGCCUCCUCCAAAACAAGUGUUUCCCAAAGCACGAGAGAUUUUGAAAAGUUGGUUGCCACUCUCUGCAGCACAGCCAGGUUGUUUCAGUACUGGUAUGUUAAUCGCGUCUAAUGAGUUAUCUACCCAGCCAGUAGCUAGCUAGGCAUGACUAGUACAGUGCAACACAUUUGAACUUGACUCGACUCGACUGGAUUCGCUAACUCGCAUGCACAAGCAAAC
Messenger RNA from Seminavis robusta, 1630 nucleotides. The record is from the annotation of a GenBank genome assembly. Lineage: Eukaryota; Bacillariophyta; Bacillariophyceae; Naviculales; Naviculaceae.